AUGGCUGAAGAAGAAGCUCAAGUCGCCGUCGACAUGGCAGAGCCUGUAGAAGUGGAAACCAAGUUUCAAUUUCUUCAAAGUCGACAAAGACUUAAUUCGGACAGCGAGUACCAUUCAACACAUGACAAAAACUCUCUCGCCGACAUCCCUGAUGUGUUAGACCGUUCAUUGACUGAAGAGGAACCGGAUAGAGAGUGCCAUAUGAUGAAAAAACCUGAAUCAAGAGUGUCUUCAAGACAAAUGCGUCGUCUGAAGACCGAAAUCACCCAUCUUCCUUUUGAUACUGUAAUGAAAAUCCUCGCUUACUAUCAUUACAAUAUCGACAUCACCAUAGCUGCUGCAAAGCAAAUGAGUACUCCACAGUUGCUUCCAAAACCUGCUCAAUCGUUGUUCAAGGCGAAUAUUCCAUAUGAAAGAGAGCAGAAUUCAACAAAGAAGCAGCCGUAUAAAGAAUUCUAUAUGGCAAAGAAGUUCCGCAAAGUGGCUGAUAAUAAGGCACUCGUUGACUUCUAUUAUAACGAGAAAAACAAAAUUGAUGGAAACUGGCGGCUUGAGAGAGAUGAUAGAGUUCCAAUGACUUCAGAUGAGAGAGUGGAGAUGCAGGAGAGGAUGGCGAGCUGUGGAAUUUAUAUUCGUCGACGUGAUCCAACUGCAACGAACAGAAAGACUCGUGGAAAGAAGGCCGCUGCGACUCGCAAAGCAAAUCAAAUUCUCCGCAUUGACAAUGGAGAUUUCAGAGAUGAAGAUGGAGCGGAUUCAGAUACGCCAUCAGAUCGUGCCGCUUCUGAGAAAUCGGAGAUGGAAACUCCAGCUGAACCGACGCCAAUGCCACAGAUCACUCUUAGAGUCAAGCCAUAUGUUUCGCCACCGACAAUCACUGUAUCCACGUCACCAGAUGCUUCACAUAUUGUCGCGUCAUCAGGUGCAUCCAUGAGGUCUCCAGCAGAAAUGUCAUCUGAAUCUUCGAUCUCUACGCCACCAUCCACAUCGGCACCGUCAUCAUCAGAACAGCCGCGUAAGAGACUCACGUUCAGAUUCCAAUUCGCUGAUCCAAUUUUCAAUCGAUCUGCGAAUUCGAUCUCCCCUGUCACGUCUUCAUCGUCAUCGUCUUCAACGGCGUCAGAUGUCGCCAGUACUUCUGCAUCGAAAUUGAAGAAAGUGUAUCGGAAGAGGACGAUCGAGGAGCUUCGUGGAGGAGAACAGAAGACGUAUCCAGAUCGAGAACGCAAGCCGAAAAAGAGACUUUAUGAAUAA
Messenger RNA from Caenorhabditis remanei, 1254 nucleotides. RefSeq lists its product as uncharacterized. The record is from RefSeq and is a predicted model, not a curated record. The coding region runs from base 1 to 1254 and encodes 417 amino acids. The transcript is spliced from 4 exons. NCBI's taxonomy places the organism in Eukaryota, Metazoa, Nematoda, Chromadorea, Rhabditida, Rhabditidae.